GAAGCUAUAUGGCACCACUCCUUCUUCCAGGGGGAAAGGAAACUGGAAUAUGGAAAUGUUGACGAAGCAUUUAAAGUGGUUGAUCAAAUUCUUGAAGGUGAAAUACAUAUGGGAGGUCAAGAACAUUUUUAUAUGGAAACUCAAAGCAUGCUUGCUGUUCCCAAAGGAGAGGAUCAAGAAAUGGAUGUCUACGUGUCCUCACAGUUUCCCAAAUACAUACAGGCUAUAGUGGCUUCAACCUUGAAGGUCCCAGCUAACAAGAUCAUGUGUCAUGUAAAGCGUGUUGGUGGGGCGUUCGGGGGAAAAGUGACCAAAACUGGCAUCUUGGCGGCCAUCACCGCAUUUGCUGCAAACAAAGAGAGACGUGGUCCCCGGCAUCAGUAUCGCAAUUCAGUUCUCUUUCUCCAGGCUGGAUUCAUGAAUGAUGGCAGAAUCUUGGCCCUGGAUGUGGAGCAUUACUGCAAUGGAGGUUCCACCCUGGAUGAAUCAUUAUUUGUGCUAGAAACGGGAGUUCUGAAAGUGGAUAACGCUUACAAGUUUCCAAACCUGCGCUGCCAGGGCUGGGCAUGCAAAACCAACCUUCCAUCCAACACGGCCCUGCGUGGGUUCGGCUUCCCUCAGUCUGGGCUCAUCACCGAAAACUGCAUCACGGAAGUUGCAGCCAAAUGUGGUUUGUCCCCUGAGAAGGUCCGAAUGAUGAACAUGUACAAGGAAAUUGACCAAACACCCUACAAACAAGAGAUUGAUGCCACGAACCUGAUCCAGUGUUGGAAAGAAUGUAUGGCCAUGUCUUCCUACUCCCUGAGGAAAGUGGCUGUGGAAAAAUUCAACUCAGAGAAUUACUGGAAGAAGAAAGGGCUGGCCAUGGUUCCCCUGAAGUUUCCUGUUGGAUUUGGCUCAACCGCUGCUUGCCAGGCUUCUGCCCUGGUUCACAUUUAUCUAGAUGGGUCUGUGCUGGUGACUCAUGGGGGAAUUGAAAUGGGGCAAGGAGUCCACACUAAAAUGAUUCAGGUGGCCAGUCGUGAAUUAAGGAUGCCAAUGUCUAAUGUCCACCUGCGUGGAACCAGCACGGAAACUGUCCCUAAUGCAAAUGUCUCGGGAGGGUCUGUGGUGGCAGAUCUCAACGGACUGGCAGUAAAGGAUGCUUGUCAAACUCUUCUAAAACGCCUUGAACCCAUCAUCAGCAAGAAUCCUAAAGGCACGUGGAAGGAUUGGGCGCAGGCUGCUUUUGAUGAAAGCAUUAGUCUCUCAGCGACUGGAUACUUCAGGGGUUAUGAGACACACAUGAACUGGGAGACGGGCGAAGGCCAUCCUUUCGCGUACUUUGUGUUUGGAGCUGCCUGUUCCGAGGUGGAAAUAGACUGCCUGACAGGUGUGCAUAAGAACAUCAGAACAGACAUUGUCAUGGACAUUGGCCACAGUAUAAACCCAGCCCUUGACGUAGGCCAGAUUGAAGGCGCCUUUAUUCAAGGCAUGGGCCUCUACACAAUCGAGGAGCUGAAGUAUUCUCCUCAGGGAGUUCUGUACACUCGUGGCCCCGACCAGUAUAAAAUCCCGGCCGUCUCUGACGUCCCCACAGAGCUGCACGUUUCUUUUCUGCCUCCGUCUCAAAACUCAAAUACGCUGUAUUCAUCUAAGGGUCUGGGAGAGCCUGGGGUGUUCCUGGGGUGCUCGGUCUUCUUCGCCAUCCACGACGCGGUGAGAGCAGCGCGACAGGAGAGAGGCCUGCUUGGACCCCUGAAGCUCGAUAGUCCGCUGACCCCGGAGAAGAUUAGAAUGGCCUGUGAAGAUAAGUUCACAAAAAUGAUUCCAAGAGAUGAACCUGGAUCCUAUGUUCCUUGGAAUAUACCCAUAUGAUUCAGAUACAAACUUCUGGGGAAAUGGGCUGACUCUUCCAACACAGCAAUCUGUCCAGUCUCUGCGCUCUAAAAUGCUAAGUCUGAAAGACAAACUUCACAGUUCAGAAGUCAUUUCACGGAGUAUUGCUUUUAUAUGACGCUGAUCUUAAAUGUUCCAUUGAGAUUUUGACAGAUAUGCUUAAGCAAUUUAGAAAUCAUAUUUUAAGUGGCAUGAAUCCUAACUGGUUUUCUCUACAAUGAUAUUUUCCAUUAGUCGGUGCCAUAAAUCCAUCCAGCUGAAUGGAAUAGAAGACGAUGGCUUGUAUGUGAUCUGUAUUUGGCUUGUAUCCACCGACAGGAAUUAUACUGUCUGGUGAAAGGCAAUUUUCUAAAUAAUUGUAUUAUUAGUAUGGCUGUAAAGUUGUCAUUUUCUCAUUUGUGCCCAUCUGCCAUCACCCUCCUUUUCUUGUCAGAGGGGAUCCAGGCACUGGAUCUAAAGAGUCGGUGGAACCAAAGAAAAAAAUAAAUAAAUUGGACUUUAUCAAA
Equus quagga is the source of this 2384-nucleotide messenger RNA. Its product is annotated as aldehyde oxidase-like. The record is from RefSeq and is a predicted model, not a curated record. The transcript has 15 exons. The annotation marks the transcript as partial. NCBI's taxonomy places the organism in Eukaryota, Metazoa, Chordata, Mammalia, Perissodactyla, Equidae. Gene Ontology annotation, molecular function: iron ion binding; oxidoreductase activity.